GGGGUGGGCGCCUGUAAGUAAUUGUGCUCUACCUGAACUGGAGACUUGCCUAUCGUAUCAAGUCAAAUGUCCAAUUCGGAGCGUCGGGAUCAUGCGAGUGAUCCGCGCGGUAACGAUGAUCGAGGACGUGAGGAGCGUGAGCGAGGCAUGCGUGACGAGGAGCGGGAUCGCAGUGAUCGAAAAAGAGGACCGACUUGUUAUAACUGUCAGAAGUUUGGCCAUUAUGCCAAUCAAUGUACGCGGCCGAGGAAAUAUGGCGGGGCACGCCCGUCGACAUCGUCAGAUUCAAGGAGAUCGAGGUCCCCACGAGGGGGAGACUGGAGACGAGAUCCGCCAUCGCAGCUUGAUCCUAGGGUUAAACAACAGAUCAGUGAUUUGGGGAGGAGUGUGGCAACCAUACAGCAACAUUUUGAGGAGGAGAGGAUACGGAAGGAGAACCGGUUAAGACGUAAGCAGGAGAUGGAGGAGGCGAAGAGACGUGAAGAGGAGCGACGGAUUCAGGAAGCUGAGGCACAAGCGCGCCGGGAGGAGUAAGCCAAGAAAAAAAGAGAAAAGAAGCGACGAGAAGCUGAGAGUCGUGCGAAGCUGAAAAAGGAUCUAAGCAUGCAGCUGGUCUUGCAGGUUCACGAGUUGGAAGACAAAUUUGUCGAACAUAUGCGGCAGGCUGUUGCGGGGAUACACCAGUUGCUGAGUGAUAAAGGUAAAGAGACGCGCCGAAGUUGGAACCCAGCGGCAGCAGUGACGAGAGCGAAGCCAGUAUCACUCAGGAGCUCAGCGAGAAGACGGUUGAACUCACUAUAUCGGAUAAACGCAAGCGUAAGAA
Chara braunii is the source of this 823-nucleotide messenger RNA. Lineage: Eukaryota; Viridiplantae; Streptophyta; Charophyceae; Charales; Characeae. The record is from the annotation of a GenBank genome assembly.